AUGAGUGAACAAGCAGAAAAAAGCAGUUCCGUGCGAGAGAGACCUGCACGUCCAAGGUCUCCUGAGAAACCAAGUGAGAUGCAACUGAAGCAGAUGAAACGGGUGGAGCGGCAGUUAAAACGGUUGUCAUUUCAAAAUCCCGGGCCUCAGGUAGCCAACUUUAACCCUAAAUUAAGGCAGCUGAUGAAGGAAGAGCAAAUGGCAAGGAAGAAUGAGUUUGUUCCUGUAAAACGCAAAGUCAACAAGUAUGACCGAAAGGGCAGGCUCACCUUCAAUCAGGCUGACCUGUGUGACUGCCUUGAUGAAGACUGCCUGGGUUGCUUCUACCCGUGCCCCAGGUGUAACUCCACCAAGUGCGGGCCCACUUGCCGCUGCAACCGCCGCUGGGUCUACCACACCAUAGUCGACGAGAAUGGGGAGGUCAUCAGCAAGAUGCCAUUCGACCUCUCCGACUAG
This is a messenger RNA of Budorcas taxicolor (takin), 456 nucleotides long. Its product is annotated as ARL14 effector protein-like. The coding region runs from base 1 to 456 and encodes 151 amino acids. The record is from RefSeq and is a predicted model, not a curated record. NCBI's taxonomy places the organism in Eukaryota, Metazoa, Chordata, Mammalia, Artiodactyla, Bovidae. The transcript has a single exon.